Messenger RNA from Planococcus citri (citrus mealybug), 1532 nucleotides. It is a transcript of the gene Rpn7, whose product is annotated as regulatory particle non-ATPase 7. The transcript has 3 exons. Gene Ontology annotation, cellular component: proteasome regulatory particle. NCBI's taxonomy places the organism in Eukaryota, Metazoa, Arthropoda, Insecta, Hemiptera, Pseudococcidae. Bases 210 to 1415 code for a protein of 401 amino acids. Gene Ontology annotation, biological process: proteasome-mediated ubiquitin-dependent protein catabolic process. The record is from RefSeq and is a predicted model, not a curated record.
GUGACAAUGAGUUGAUAAUUUUUGUCUUGUUUUGUCGGUAGGUAACACAAUUUUAACAAAAGUUGAAGAAUUUAAUUAAAAUUGUGUAUAAAAAACAGUAUUUAGUAAAUUUAGCUCAUUUCUUCGCUCGUAAGACUUUAUAAAAUCCGCUAGUCCUUCAUCACUACAAGGUAGUUUUCUCAAGAUCUGAAAAACACCGCACAGGCAACAUGGAAGAAGAAAUCGCCACUCCCGCGUAUAUGAAUCUUGCCAAUAUCAAAUUCUGUCUAACGCUGCCGGAAUUCAAAAACAAUGAAGAAUUGAAAUCAAAACUAAUGGAAGGAAUCCGCGAAGGCAAUAUGGCUCCGUAUUAUAAAGUAGUGUGCCAAGAUUUCGGCUGGCCAGUCGAUAAUGCCUUACUGAAACACAUGACAGAAGCGAAUGAGAAACGUAUUCAAGAGCUAGAUCAAGAACACGAUAAGAAUUUCAUCGAUGAAGAAGAUCAAGUUAGUGGUAUUUGGCAAGCGAAGUUGGAUUACCUGUGUUCCAUCGGUGAUCAACAAGCAGCUACUGUACUUGCUGAGACCAAAUUUAAUGAUAAAACUGUACCGAAAAGUCACAGAAUAGAUGCAAUUUUCACAUUGUUUCGUAUCGCCUAUUUCCAUGGGUGCAACAUCAGGUUGAUGAAAUCUGUGAUUGAAAAGGCGGCCGAUCUGAUCGAAACCAGCGGAGGUGAUUGGAGUGCUCGUAACAAACUAAAAGCGUACGAAGGCAUCUGGUCGUUAGCAAUUAGAGAUUUCACCCGAGCUGCCAAUCUGUUCGUCGACGUAGUGCCAACUUUCGAAUCUUACGAACUCGCGUCGUUCGGUACAAUUAUUAGAUACACCGUAUACGCUUGUAUGAUUGCAUUGCCUCGUAGUGAGUUGAAGAAGAAACUUCUCCAUCACGGUGUCAUGGCUCAAGCUCUUAAUUCAGAGUAUAAAGAUCUAAAGGAGUAUUUCCUUUCCCUUUACGAUGGCAGAUACGCAGAUUUCUUCAUAUGUUUAGCGAAAGUUGAAGCUGAUAUGAAACGAGAUCCUCUCCUAAACCCGCACUAUCGUCAUUACAAUCAAGCAAUGCGAUUACGGGCAUACAAGCAGAUUUUACAGGCUUAUAGAUCUCUGAGUUUAGACUACAUGGCUAAAUCUUUUGGAGUUACGGUAGAUUUUAUCGAAGCUGAAGUUUCUAGAUUUGCUGCUGCUGGCAGAUUACAGUGUAAAAUUGAUUCCGUCGCUGGAGCUGUAGUUACUAGCCAUUACACUCAUAGUAAAAGUGAUUUUCAAUCCGAAGCACCGGAAGCUACCUUGGUUCGUGGUAUGCUUUAUCAAUCUACCGUCAAGAAAGGCGAUAUUCUUCUUAAUCGUUUGAAGAAACUUGCUAGGAUUAUUGAUUUCUAAAUUUCAACGAUAAUGUCUUUGGAUAAUGUGUAUAAUGCCCUAAUUUGUUAUAAUAAAUCAUUAUAUUUUUUUUUGUAAUAAACAUAUUUGUAUGAAAUUAUAAUUUUAUUAAUUUUA